UGGAAGAUAUUAUUUGGAUAACCGGAGGGAAGUCGCUCACUUGUGGACUCAAGCUGGCAUUUGGGACUUUCAGAUAAAUGCGGCUGGUUGCUCAUAAGAAUGGAAGAUAUGAAAGAUCUUCAAACACGGAGUGAUUGGAAGGAUGGAGUGGAGCUCCCAGAUAACAGGCGAAGGAAGUGUCUGUUAGAGGCGAGCCACUUUAGGAAUUGCCCAGCAUUCUCCAGCAAACAGGGAAGCAGCAGAAAACUGGAGUAACAGAUUUUCAGCUCAAGCAACUGGCUUCAAGAUGGCGCAGAGUCCUACUGGUGAUAAUUUACCUUUGCGGCAGUACAGCAUUCAGUAUCAGCCUUCUCCAUCUCCGCUGACAAGCCAGGCCAGCCCCAUCACGAGUCCACCUCCAGAGAGUGCGUCCUCCAUACCACUCUCGCAAGUCGAUACAGAGUCGGCUGCGAGCUUGUCCUGGAAAGAUGUCACUGUGAGUUUUGAGCAGCGCAGUUCGUCCCCUCAGGUCGUCUUGGAUGGAGUCGCAGGGUAUGCAGAGCCAUACAGAAUGCUUACUAUCAUGGGUCCUUCUCAAUCCGGGAAAUCUACUCUACUUCGAGCGCUUUCCGGGAGGCUAUGUCGCAAAGCAAAGUACCAAGGCGACAUUCGAAUCAAUGGAAGAAGGCAGCAGCUCACAUAUGGCACUUCUACGUUUCUCACUCCGGACGAUGAAGUUCUUCCAGACAGUCUUACCGUCAAAGAACACCUUAUUCUGUCUGCGUUUUUGCGACUUCCGUCUAACCUUCCCCGUAAAGAGAAGUUGGCGGUGGCAGAGCACGUAAUGUCAGAAAUGGGUCUCACUGAGUUGGCUUACAGAUAUGUUAGAAAGUGCCCUCACAAGGGAAUCAGUGGGGGUGAAAGAAGACUUGUCAACCUUGCAGUGGAGCUGCUUAUUGGUCCCAGCUUGAUUUACUUUGAUGAUGCAUUCAAAGGCCUGGAGGGAGCUUCUGUGCUCUCCUUGCUUAUCAAGCUGAAGGGAUUGGCCAGAGGUGGAGCUACUGUCAUUAUGUGCACUGAGCAUGUCUCGAGCCAGGUUUAUGAACUUCUGGAUGAUUUGUGCUUGCUAAGCAAUGGGAAAAUGGUGUUUUUUGGUGACAACAUCGCAGCAGUGGAGCAUUUCUCCACGGCGGGAUUUCCUUGCCCCCCUAAUCAUAAUCCUAGUGAUCACUUCCUUUAUACGAUCGGUGCCGAAUUCGAGAAGCUUCGUGCUCCAUUUCUUUACGUUCAGGACGCGGAAAAAGCUGAAGCUUUUGCAAAGGAGGACCAUCACCAGAUAGUUAAUUUCCUAUCAGCGUCCUAUCAAGGUUCCGAUUUCAAUGCAGCAUUGGUCUCUAAAGUUAAUAUGCUUGUCAAGAAGAAAGGAGGAGUACUGGUGAACAGGAUAAAGCGCCCUGCCUCACGCUCUGAAUUUUUCACUCUAAGCUACAGAUCGUUGCUGAACACAACGAGAGCUCUUGGAUUUUAUUGGAUCCGGAUACUUCUCUCGUUCCUGUACAUGCUUUCAAUCGGCACAAUUUUCCUGAGGCUGGAUCACUCGAAGAGCUCUAUAGAGGCCAGAGCAGCGUGCAUCUUUCUCGCUCUCGAAGGAAUGAUGUUCCUGUCUGUUGGAGGCGUGCCUUACAUGUACAACGAGGUCAAGAUGCACGUGAGAGAAAUGGUUAAUUGUCACUACGGCGUCGCCAACUUCGUCGUUGCCAACUCAAUCGCGUCGCUUCCAUUCCUGUUACUCAUCUCCCUCGUCCCGCUUUGCAGCAUGUACUUCCUGGCGGGUCUCCACUCUGGAGCACUCAAGUUCAUCUACUUCGUCGUCAACUUGUACCUCAGCUUGAUCGUCAGCGAGAGCCUCAUGAUGGCCAUCUCUUGCAUUGUUCCAAACGCCUACACUGGAAUGAUAAUAGGAUCGUGCGUCCAGGUGCUGUUCAUGCUGGUCGGAGGAUACGUUCGUCACGACAACAAUCUGCCGAAGGCGUUUUGGAAGUAUCCAUCGUCUUACAUUUCGUUCCAUGCACACUCGCUGCGGGUAAAAAGAUUUCUUCCAGGAUUCCAAGGAUUGUUGAUGUGUGGGUUACUUUCACAGGGAAUGUUUCAAAACGAGUUCCUGGGGUCUCGCUACGGUGGUCACACUGGAGCUUACAUUGUCUACGGCGAGUACAACUUUCCCGCAAGCCCCGGAAAGUGGUGGAGCCUUCUCAUUCUCGCCGGGAUGGCAAUUUUCUACCGGACGCUGUCUGUAGUGUUGAUCCGCCUCUCGUAUAGAGUUCGUUCCUUGACGAGGACGUGUAUAGCGACUGGAAAAACUUGAGAAGAAUAAUAUGGACGAGAGAACCUUUACUUAA
Molecule: messenger RNA, 2378 nt
Organism: Selaginella moellendorffii
Lineage: Eukaryota; Viridiplantae; Streptophyta; Lycopodiopsida; Selaginellales; Selaginellaceae
Product: ABC transporter G family member 11
Exons: 10
Coding region: 287-2344 (685 amino acids)
Cellular component (GO): membrane
Molecular function (GO): ABC-type transporter activity; ATP hydrolysis activity; ATP binding
Source: RefSeq, a predicted model, not a curated record